CACCACCAGAUGCUGCGUGUGCGUGCGGUAACCAAGUCAUCUCGGUACAUUUCUUCCAUAUCCAUCUCUUGCAUUUCACAGCCACCAAACGUUGCUCAUACUAUAGGCCUCUGCAUUUCUUGUCUUCAUAAUAUGCAGCCUGAUUUAUCGCUCAUUUGGAAUAUAUUUUGCUGUAAAUGUUGGCAUAUCUCCUAGAGGACGCAUUACUUGCAGACCUUGAUAAUACAAGAGCACAGUUAAAGGAGAACCGUGAAAGGAACAUACAAGAUUCUCCAUACUCGUAUCCUGUUGGGGCGUUAUCACCACAUACACCGGUAUCACCCAUCUACUCUGAGAUUGCAAACGGUUUCUCACCAUCACCUAGUCCAGCCUCACAUCCCACUAAGAACUCCUACAGGAUACAGCAAGCAGAAUCCGAGCCUCUGUAUCAAGUCCAAGACAUCCAGCUUCCACCGACUGCCCUGGUCUACUCUGAACCUCCUAGAGGGAACUCCUACAGCCAACAGUCACCCACCUACAGCCUUGAGUACACCCCAAGGACCCCUACAUCCCCGCCCCUCUCGGACCACCAAGAGGGCAGCGUUGCACCCCCUAAACCAGCCAGGUCAAGACCCAACGGAAGACAACCCCCACCGACGCUUCCCAAGCCUACACUACCAAAGCCAACAGUAUUCAGAUACGACAAGGCAGCGACAGCUAGCUAUCAGAACAGUACCUACCAACCCACCCCAGCACCUCCUAGGAUGGCAGGAAUGCCUGUAUCAGAACUAGACUCGCUCCUACAGGAGUUAGAAGCUGCACAAUCACAAAUACAGAACUGCAAGUAUGACUUAGGAAAUGAAUAUGCUUCCACCCCACCACCCAAGCCACCACCCCCGGCAGCUGGUAUAGUAAAGCCUCCUCGGACCAACAUGGGAGGCGGAGUCGGAGGAGGAGGAGGGGGCGGAGUCAGUGACCUCAAUGACAUGUUAGAUGACCUUGUAGGCACCGUUACACCGUCUUCCAGCUAUACAGUAGAGACAACCACGAAGACCUACACCACCCACUCCCAGCCUCCUGCUCGCCCCCAACCUGCCCCACCCACCAACGGUGCCCCGCCUCCCCAGCAGCAGCAGCAGCCAAUCAAUAGAGUGAUGGCAAACAACACCCAUGCCCCACCCCCAGGAGGUCAAUCUCAGAUUAGUAUGCCACCUCCCAGGACUGCUUCCUCAGCCACCAAGGAGCUUGACGAUCUAAUGGCGUCACUCUCAGAUUUCCAGCUCUCACCAACAGACACCAUGCCCCAGGAGCCCGCCUAUGCCCAGCCCCACAAAGUCACCCCACCCCCAAAGCCAGCUCACCCACCCCCUAACAUGGUGAACAUCAACAACACUCCCCCACCCCCAGUGGCCCAGUCAUACCCACCUCAGCAACCACCUGCCCCCGCCCAGCAGAACCAUGCCCCAUCCCAGCCCAGUCAGCUGGAUUCCAUGUUGGAUCAUCUCAAUUCGGAUGUCAGUAGACAAGGUGUGCAGACUAUUACUAAGGGAAUGUGUGCAGCUUGUCAGAAACCCAUAGCUGGACAGAUUGUGACAGCUCUUGGUCAGACGUGGCAUUCUGAGCACUUCGUCUGUGCUGGAUGUCAGAAAGGACUUGGUACCCAGACCUUCUUUGAGCGAGAUGCUCAAGCCUUCUGUGAAGAGUGCUACCACGAUUUCUUUGCUCCCAAAUGUGCCUACUGCAAUGGCCCUAUCAAGGAUAGGUGUGUGACUGCUAUGGAUAAGACCUGGCAUCCAGAUCAUUUCUUCUGCGCCCAGUGUGGUAAAACGUUUGGUGAUAGUGGCUUCCACGAGAAGAAUGGCAGAGCUUACUGUCGGGAUGAUUACUUUGAUAUGUUUGCCCCGAAAUGCGGAGGAUGCAACAGAGCGAUCAUGGAUAAUUUCAUCACAGCACUAAAUGCACAGUGGCAUCCAGAUUGCUUUGUGUGUGCGACUUGUAGAAAACCUUUCAACGAAGGUGACUUCUUUGAUCACGAUGGCGUCCCCUACUGUGAGAUCCACUACCACGCUGUACGGGGGUCCCUCUGUGCCGGCUGUAACAAGCCAAUCACGAGUCGCUGCAUCACGGCCAUGCAGCGCAAGUUCCACCCGGAGUGCUUUGUCUGCGAUUACUGCCUGAAGCAACUGAACAAGGGAACCUUCAAGGAACAAAAUGGCAAGGCGUACUGUCACACUUGCUUCAUCAAGCUAUUCAACUAGGUCUCUGUAGAGUAGUGGAUGUCUGAAAUUCAAUAGACCCAAGGCUUGUAAUGAUGGCUAAUGUCCCUUAAGACCGAAGGCACAUAUGACAUAUGUCCCAAUAGAAUGAAUGCUCACAUGACUGGAGAGCCUUAUUGAGUUUGUCCAAGAGUCUGGAAGCACAUGUGACCAGUGACCCAAGAGAUGUUCCAAGUGACGGAAUGUCACUUGACUGAAGGCCUUAUUUAAAAUAUC
Lytechinus variegatus (green sea urchin) is the source of this 2471-nucleotide messenger RNA. RefSeq names its product leupaxin-like. The record is from RefSeq and is a predicted model, not a curated record. The transcript has 11 exons. The coding region runs from base 177 to 2237 and encodes 686 amino acids. Lineage: Eukaryota; Metazoa; Echinodermata; Echinoidea; Temnopleuroida; Toxopneustidae. Gene Ontology annotation, biological process: actin cytoskeleton organization; muscle structure development. Gene Ontology annotation, cellular component: adherens junction; Z disc; filamentous actin. Gene Ontology annotation, molecular function: muscle alpha-actinin binding; actin binding.